UAAUGCACUAAUUAUUGGGAAAUUCUUAUCCUCUCUCUCUCUUGCUAUUCUCUCUCUUUUCUCUAGUAAUGGUGUUUCCUUCACUUUCUCUUCAUUUUCUCCCCUAAUGGUUUAACUGUUUAAAGAGUUCUCUUCCUUUUUCUCUUAUUUUUCGGUAAUAGUUUAACUAUGUAAUCUCAGCGCUCAUAGCCCGCCUUGGCCUUGAUCCAAAAAUUAAAUUCUUGGCUGGCUCUUCUUCCUCUUUAUUUUCUAUGCUCUGCUCUGUAUGAAUUGGAAUUGGAUUGAAAAUGGUUUCCAAUUCUCAGAAGAAAAAUCUUCACUCUGUAUUAUCCUGCAACCUCAAAAAGCUCACAAUAACGCCUCCCAACCCCACCUCUGACUUCGACUUCUCUGAAGUAUUUGGCCCGCUGACCCCACACCCUAACCAAUCACAAUCUCCUUCAACAUCCACCUCGUCUUCUUCCUCCUCGGCUUUUCUCGGGGACCCACUUGUUAUCCACAACCGUUCCCACUCUUUCGUGGGUCCCUCCCCUCGCUACACCCUCUCCUCUUCUCUCCCUUUCCAAAUCCCAGAAGAGGAUCUUGAAAAUGAAAAUGAGGUUAUUGUUGAGGAGGAUGACAAGAAGGAGAGGAGUGAGCAAGUGGGUUGUAAGAUUGGGCCUGGUGAUUUUGAGAUCCUGAGAGUUGUUGGGCAGGGAGCCUUUGGUAAGGUGUUUCAGGUGAGAAAGAAAGGGAGUGAUUGUGGAGAUGGGGAUGGGAUUUAUGCAAUGAAAGUGAUGAGAAAAGAUACUAUUAUAAAAAAGAAUCAUGUCGAUUACAUGAAGGCUGAGAGGGAUAUUCUUACCAAGGUCGUGCAUCCCUUUGUUGUUCAGCUUCGAUACUCUUUCCAGACGAAGGCUAAGCUUUAUCUGAUCCUGGAUUUUAUAAAUGGAGGUCAUCUCUUCUUUCAUCUUUAUCGGCAGGGGAUCUUCAGUGAGGAUCAGGCAAGGGUUUAUACUGCCGAGAUAGUAUCUGCUGUUUCACAUCUUCACAAGUGCGGGAUUGUGCACCGGGAUCUCAAACCUGAAAAUAUUCUCGUGGAUUGUGAUGGACAUGUUAUGCUAACUGAUUUUGGACUGGCAAAGGAAAUUGAUGAAUCAAGUAGAUCCAAUUCAAUGUGUGGGACCACAGAAUACAUGGCUCCAGAAAUUUUACUGUCGAAAGGCCACAACAAAGACGCAGAUUGGUGGAGUGUUGGAAUACUCUUAUAUGAAAUGCUAACUGGGCAGCCUCCAUUUACACACAAAGAUAGAAAGAAGCUUCAGGAGAGAAUUAUAAAAGAGAAAGUCAAGCUUCCACCAUACCUGAGCUCUGAAGCUCACUCUUUGCUCAAAGGGUUGCUGCAGAAGGAACCAUCAAGAAGGUUAGGAAGUGGUCCUGGUGGAGGGGAUGAGAUCAAAAGUCAUAAAUGGUUUCGGUCAAUCAACUGGAAGAAGUUAGAGGCAAGGGAAUUGCAGCCAAAGUUCAAGCCAGAUGUGAGUGGAAAAGAUUGUACAGCAAAUUUUGAUAAGUGUUGGACGACAAUGCCUCCUGAUGACUCACCAGCUGCCACACCAACAGCUGGUGAACAUUUCCAAGGAUACACGUACAUUGCACCAAACCCUUGGCUUUCAUCUGCAUGAAAUAAGGGUAUUGUGUGAAGGCAGCCUGUCCAUGUUUUCAAAGUUGGAUUUCUUGUGAGGGAUGCACAGUGGUUCUUGCACCAGUUGCAGGGUGGUCUCUUGUAUUCUGCGUAUGCAAGUUAGAGAGAGUAAGAACUUGAGACGGUUUGCACUUUGCAGUGUAGUUGAUAACUGAAAGCAUCUCAGAAUAUCCAAUCCAGAGCACUGAAGUACCUUUUACCUGUCUGUCUACAAAUUAUUGAGUAAGAAAAAGAGAGGGAGCUGAGAUUCUGUGUAGAACUUCCUCGUGCGGGUAAGACAAAAGUGAUGAUGUAUAGUAAAGAGAAGCUUUUCAGAAAGUACAAAGAGGAAAGCAAUGUAAGAAUCUUGUUCCUCACUUGACUUGGUUUCAGCAGAAUAUCUGAAAGCUAGCAUCAACCAAUCCUUUUUUAAAGCACAUGUUGAAUGGAUUGGCAUGAACUCAUUACACAAUAAUAAUAAUUCUGCCUGCCUGUGUGGAAACCACAUUAAUCCAUCCACAUUGAAAAUAAAACAUUGCUGGGUCACUCAUGGGAACUGAUCAGUUGAAUAUUUCACUAGAUGCACCCUUGUCAUGCAUAGGCUAGUAGGGAGUAUUUGAUUCUUUGGAGUUACACUGAUUAAUUUAUCAUCCUUUAAGAAAACAAAUGAUCUAAAGAAUUGAGAAAGGAAUCUCCACAAGCCAAAGGAACUCGAUAUUUAUAUGCCUAGCCAUAACUGAGAGUAUUACCUCAUCUGUCUCCCUGGAGCUAGGUUUGUGUCUAGAACAGGAUUGACGAGUCUCUUUUUUGGGUUAACUCUGCAGUCAUCUUUUUUGUUCCUAGGAGAAGUUGAAACUAGAAACUCUUUAGAGCACCCAUGAACAGUAAAGCCAAAAGCAAUGGUUCUGUGUGUGAAAAGUCGAUGAAGAUGGUGGUUAACAUCAUUAAAUUGUCUUCUUUUUCUAUUUGCUAAGAUGAGUCUUGGAGCCGCUGGGCCUGCAGUUGUUGCCAGAAACAUUGCACAUGCCAUGGAUGCUAAUGAAUCGCUACUGCCUCAAAUCCAUAGAAGCCAAAAGCCACAACAGUUGAGGGGCAGAUCAAAGCCUUUCUCAUUUGUGAUGCAGCCUGAUGAAGGGAAGAGUUCCUCUUCGUGUAUGAUUCAUGGGGAGAAGAGUGUGAUAGAUGGAAUGGCUUCUGCCUAUAUCAGGAAGUUCCAUGAGAAGAAUAUCUAUGAUGCACAUCUCCAUUAGACAUCAGAUAUUUCUCCAUGGAGGCCACCUCCUCCAUCACGUGAUGUGAAUUAGCCCAUCUUCAACUGGUUCUGUAUUUCAGUACAUACCUCUAUCUGCUAUCGAUCUAAUAAGAUUUUACAGUUUGCUUUGCU
Messenger RNA from Manihot esculenta (cassava), 3044 nucleotides. RefSeq names its product serine/threonine-protein kinase AtPK2/AtPK19. Bases 288 to 1661 code for a protein of 457 amino acids. Gene Ontology annotation, biological process: protein phosphorylation. Lineage: Eukaryota; Viridiplantae; Streptophyta; Magnoliopsida; Malpighiales; Euphorbiaceae. Gene Ontology annotation, molecular function: ATP binding; protein serine/threonine kinase activity. The record is from RefSeq and is a predicted model, not a curated record. The transcript has 7 exons.